AUGAGCGGAACAACAAAGCUACAGAAGGCGCUUGUCGUCGAAGAAAUUGGGAAACCACUUCGCCUUGCUCAGCGCCCGAUCCCAAUGCCUGGACCGGGCUGGGUUCUUGUUCAGGUUGCGGCUGCUGGAAUCAACCCACACGAUCAAAAGGGUCGCGACACUGGCCUAUUCAUCCAGCCCUACACCCCGGGCGCAGUCUUGACGCAGGACAUAUCCGGUACCGUCGUCUCUCUUGGCGCCAACGUCUCGAAAUUCCGCAUCGGCGACCGCAUCUUCGGCCAGAGCAACGUCCUCGACGGUCCCGACCAAGGCGGCCUGCAGCAAUAUACCCUUCUUCACGCGGACUAUGCAGCCCGGAUCCCGGACAAUUUGAGCUUCGAUGAUGCGGCGACGAUUCCCGUUAAUGCAGUUGCGAGCUUCGUCGCGCUGUUCCAUGAGAGUGGAUUGGGGCUGCACCCGGCCGAGUUCAAUCUGUCCUCGGAGAAGAGCGAUGUUGUGGACUACUCCAAGGACACGAUUCUGGUCAUUGGGGGCGGUUCGAAUACGGGAAAGUUCGGGCUGAUGUUUGCCCAACUUGCUGGAUUCGGUAAAGUGAUUACCACAGCUGGUGGCACGGGUGAUGCAAAAAAGAUGGGGCGCUUGCGGUCCCUAGGUGCGACACAUAUUAUUGAUCGAAAUGCGUCGGACGCAGAGAUAGAGACGCAGGUCCGCGAGAUUGUCGGCGACAGUCUGAUCUACGCGUACGACACAGUCAAUGCCGCGCCGAAUCAGGGCUUGGGUCUAGCUGCCUUGUCGAGUUCGCACAAAGGGACACUGAUCACGCUGAUGAGAGGUGGUGAGGUUCGCGAGGAGAUCGCGCUCAAGAAGGAGGCUGGGUACCGCAAGGCGCAGGUGCUUGGAGUUAGCCAUAAACAUGGGGAGUUUGCGAAAGAGUUUUGGAAUAGGCUUCCUAGGUGGAUUGGAAGCGGCAUUGUGAGGCCGCUAGAUGCGGUUGUUGUUGAGGGGCUCGAUGUCGAUGGGGUGAACAGGGUGCUAGAUGAGUAUCGGGAUGGGAAGGUGGUUAGUAAAACGCACGUUCAUCCGACUGCGUUAUAG
Aspergillus calidoustus is the source of this 1095-nucleotide messenger RNA. Lineage: Eukaryota; Fungi; Ascomycota; Eurotiomycetes; Eurotiales; Aspergillaceae. The record is from the annotation of a GenBank genome assembly.